AUGUUUAAUAUAAAUGUAAACAAAAAAUUGAUACCAAUAAAAAUGAAUUGUUUCCUUCUCUAUGGAUGUUUAGGUCCUAUAGUUGGUUUUUUACCUACCAUAGCAAAACAAUUGGGGUACUCAAUAACCACUUACGGUGUUGCCAUGACUUUUAUAUCGAUGAUAAAAAUGGUAAUGUCACCUCUAGCUGGUAUAAUCGUCGACACAUUCCGGGUGAAAAGAAUGUUAUUUUUUACGAUGACACUAUUGCUGGUUGUGAUUUCAAUUGUCUUCAUGUUUAUACCAAAAGUGCCUUUGGAGAUAGGCGUGGAGAUGAAAUGCCAAUCUGAAAUUAUAUUGAUUGUUCAUACCGAUACCGUUCAACAAAGUACACACAACACUUCGAUGUUUAACGACGAGAAAAAUGAUGAACUGAUCACAUGCAAGCUGACUUGUCCAAAUACGAAGUCGUGUGACCAUAAUAUAAAUAAAUCGAAGAACCAAUCAGAUAUCAGUGAUUAUUGGAUGACAACCAACAAUAAUGAUAUCAAAAAAAUAAACGAUCGUAGUCAAAUCGAUGUUACAUUAAAAUUGAAAGAUAUGGAACAAACUGAAAGUUCAUAUGUUUUCCACUUGCUGUCCGUCCAAAUGAAUGGUACGGACAUUCCUCUAACAUGCGAUUGUCGUUUAAAAACAUUUUGCCACAUCUCAUGUUCUAAUGAAGACAUCAUGCGAAUAUCUACUGUGCCGACACACAGAGGAAACGUUCUUAAUUUGUAUCAAUUUUGGAUUUUUUUCAUAACUGUGACUGUGUUUUGGUCAUGCAAAGCUAUAUCGGCAACUUUACAAGGCUCACUAUGUCUGGAUCUUUUAGAAGACAAACCUGAGGAUAUUGGAAAACAAAUGUGUUGGACAUCAUUCGGUUGGGGCAGUUUUUCCAUAUUCAUCGGAUGGCUUGUAGAUUGUUUUAGCAUUAAUAAAAAGGAAAAAGAAUAUUCACCAGUUUUUUAUUCGGGUCUUUUUCUCUCAAUUUGUAAUUUAUUUGUCAUAAGCAAACUUAAAGUAAUCGAAACGAAAAAAACCGAAGGAAAAUGGAAUAGUAUAUAUGGACUGUUAACUAAACAUUAUGUGAUUUUAUUUUAUAUAUGGGUAAUAUUAAUCGCAUUUCUCCAUACAAUUAUUACACAUUUUCUAUUCUGGUACAUGGAGGAUUUAGUUUCUGCUAACAAUGACCACAGCCAACGGGCGUGGCUAAAAACGCUUCAAGGUAUAGCUCAAUUCAUCCAAUGUUUUGGCGGUGAAAUACCAUUUUAUUUCUGUUCUGGAUGGGUAAUCAGAAAGAUGGGUCACAUUAACUGCAUGGUCAUAGUGAUGGGAGCCAUGGCUAUCCGAUUGUAUCUUUACACAGUCAUCUGGAAUCCAGCUUGGAUCAUUGCAAUAGAGCUGUUGAAUGGCGUGUCGUAUGCAUUGGGAACAUCGGUGAAAUUGUCGUACUCGAAAAUUAUGUCACCCGAGGACUCAACGAACAUUCUAAUGGGAAUUUUAAUACUUCUCGAUGGCAUAGGUCAAUCUUUAGGUAGUCUACUGGGCGGAUUUUUAUUCGGAUUAUACGGUGGAGUGUGGUCAUUUCGAUUUUUCGCUUACAGUUCUGCUUUGAUGUGCUUUUUAAACAUACUAAGCAAUCAUUUCGGGUUGACUAAAGAUUUGACAAAUAAUAAUUUUAACGCAGUGCCUAUGACAGAAAAUAACCAGAAAAAUGAUGAAGUUGAUAUCAACAUUUAA
This is a messenger RNA of Macrosiphum euphorbiae (potato aphid), 1761 nucleotides long. NCBI's taxonomy places the organism in Eukaryota, Metazoa, Arthropoda, Insecta, Hemiptera, Aphididae. The record is from the annotation of a GenBank genome assembly.